AUGUCAUCAGAGAAGACUACCAGUGUAUCCAAGUUAUUUUCAGAAGCUCUUAUUUCUAGGUUUAUGGUGUUAGACGAUCUUGUGAAGGGGUUGAUCUUCGGCGUGGGGGCGGUGUUUUUGGCCAUAUUCACCGCUGUGUUGUUCAUCAAGGCGACCUUGAUGAGCCAAGGUGAGCCAAAUACCACAGAAGUGGAGGAGAAAGCUGCAGUAAAGGAGUCCAGUGGGACUGCUACGGGUGUUGCGAAAGGUUCGAAGGAAGAACAAGAGUUACAUGCGCAUCUUCUAUCGAGGAAGGUUGUGCCAAUAAGGUCCAGCGCCGAUUAUGAAGAGGAGAUGGAGAUUUCGGUGAUGGAGGAGGACUAG
Messenger RNA from Lachancea dasiensis, 363 nucleotides. The record is from the annotation of a GenBank genome assembly. Lineage: Eukaryota; Fungi; Ascomycota; Saccharomycetes; Saccharomycetales; Saccharomycetaceae.